GCUGGAAGCACCUGUUCUGUUUUACACCUUUCCUAGCAGUCUCUCCCCUGCAAACCAGUUCUGGAAGUUGUUCUGGAACCAUGCUUAAGCAGUAUUAUUUUUUGGCUCUACAUCAAGCAUUCUUGCUUUUCCUUCCAUGGUUGCUGCUGGAUAUUCCCACUCAUGUUUAUGGACAACAGCUUCAUGCUUGCAAAGAAUCAGAGUACCACUAUGAAUAUACAGAGUGUGACCGCUCAGGAACAAGGUGGCGGGUGGCAGUUCCUCAUACCCCAGGACUCUGCACUGGGCUCCCAGAUCCAAUCAAGGGCACAGAGUGCUCAUUCUCCUGCAGUGCAGGACAGUUUCUUGAUAUGGAGGAGCAAAAAUGUAUGCCAUGUGGAGAAGGCACCUACUCUCUUGGGACUGGUGUGCGUUUUGAUGAAUGGGAAGAGCUUCCACACGGCUUCUCUUCAGUGUCCAGCAAUCAGUACACAGCAGAGGAUGGUAUCAACAUGAACUGUAGCAUGUCACAGUGGGAACCACAUGGUGAAUAUGUUGCCUCAAACACAGAUGAAUGUUCAUCCACUCUGAUGUAUUCUAUCAACCUGAAGCAGGAGGGAUUUGUUGCCUUUGAAUACUUAUACCCAGACAGUAACAUUGGCUUUGAGUUCUUUGUUCAAAAUGAUCAGUGCCAACCAAGAGAAGAAGAUUCCAGAUGGAUGAGAACUACAGAACAAGGAUGGAGUUCUCAACAAGUAAAGUUGACAAAAGGCAAUAAUGUUCUUUACUGGAGAACGACAGCUUUCUACUUGGGAGGUGUUGUUCCUAAACCUGUGCUAUUGAGGACUAUACAGAUUACAGGUGCUGCUUAUACCUCAGAAUGUUUCCCCUGUAAGCCAGGCACAUUUGCCUCUACCAAUGGAACAUCAACCUGCCAAGUAUGCCCAAAAGACACAUUCUCUAACCGAGGAGCUUCUUCCUGCAUCUCAUGUGACCCUGAUAAAUAUUCAGAUUCUGGUUCUUCUUCGUGUAGCCCUCGCCCUCCAUGUACAGACAAAGAUUAUUUCUACACACAUACUACUUGUGAUGCCAAUGGGGAGACCCAACUGAUGUAUAAAUGGAUUGAGCCCAAGAUGUGUAGCGAGAGUGUGACAAACUCUGUGUCACUGCCAACCUCAGUUGUUAAGAAGAAUUGCCCUCCAUGUAACCCAGGCUUCUACCAGACAAACUCCAGUUCCUGUGAACCAUGCCCUCAAGAUUCAUUCUCAAAUGGCACCACCUGCAUUAGUUGCCCAGUUGGCACAGAAGCUGUUUUAGGCUUUGAGUACAAGUGGUGGAAUGUUCUCCCAAGCAACAUGAAGCGCACAGUGAUGAGUGGCAUCAAUUAUGAGUACCAGGGUGCAUCAGGAUGGGAGGUAGCUGGUGAUUAUAUUUAUACAUCUGCAGGAUCUUCAGACAAUGAUUAUAUGAUGCUCACCAUGAAUAUUCCCAGUUUCAGCCACCCACGAUCUGUUGCACAAGAUGCAGAAAAUAAAGAGGUUUCCCACAUUACAUUCAUAUUUGAUAUGAAAUGUUCUGUGAACUGCCAGCUCUACUUUAUGAUGGCUGUGAAUUCAGAGCUGAACUCAGUUAUAAAGAACUGGGUAGGUAGUCAGGAGAAGCAAUCAUAUACCUAUCGUAUACAAAAGAAUACCAACACUACCUUCACCUGGGCGUUCCAACGAACCAGUGUCAGAGAAAUGGGUCGCAAGUACACAGAAGAUAUGGCUAAGAUUUAUUCUAUUGAUAUUACUAAUACAAAUGAUGGUGUAGCAUCAUGGUGCCAGCCCUGUGCCCUAGGCACAGACUCUCUUUGUAUAUCUUGCCCUCCGGGGCAUUACAUUGACAAGAAGACAAGUAGUUGUACCCCUUGCCCAUCAAAUACAAUACUAAACACACGCCAGCCCUAUGGAGUGGAAGCCUGUGUGCCAUGUGGCCCAGGGACACAAAGCAAUGAUGCACACUCAGCAUGUUUUAGUGAUUGUUUACUGACUGUACCAGUAGGAAAGGGGCAGCUGAAAUAUAAUUUUUCUACUCUUCCUAAUGUGACAUCAUUCUCCGGACAACCCAGCUUUACCACCAAGGGCAAGAAAUACAAUCAUCAAUUCAGCAUCAGUCUUUGUGGAAACCAGGGAAAGAGGCUAGCAUCUUGUGUGGAUAAUGUGUUGGGUGGCAGAGGAUCAGAGACAGAAUCAUGGAUCUCUGUGGCUUCCUACAUUUGCCAGUCCGUUAUCGUACAAUCAGAUGCAUCAGGCCACACAAUAUCAUCUCAGCCAGUCAGCAUUGCUGAUCAUCUACUUGGUGUGACAACUGCAAUAACUCUUGGUAAUAUUUCUGCACACUUAUUUCCUGGAGAGAACGCAGGGAUACAAGACAUUAUUUUCUACUUUAGGUCCAAUGAUGUCACUGAUUCUUGCCGUUCUGGCCGUGCCACAACUGUUCGUCUUCGUUGUAAUCCACAACUGAGUGCUUUGGACAAAUUGUCCCCUCCUAGUAAUUGUCCAGAAGGAACUUGUGAUGGGUGUACAUUUCAUUUUCUGUGGGAAACAAAGGCGGCAUGCCCCCUUUGUAGUGAACAGGACUAUCAUAUCAUCACUGGUGAAUGCCAGCAUGGUCUUCAGAGGACUUCCCCAAUGUGGAGAGAACCACGCAUGUGUGUUGGUGGUGUAGAUCUACCAAGUCCAACUGUCAGUAUCUGUAAGACUGCAGACUUUUGGCUUAAAGUGGGUGUGUCCGGUGGUAUCUGCACUGCUUUGCUGCUUACUGUGCUUACUGGCUACUUUUGGAGGAAAAAUCAAAGACUGGAGUAUAAGUACUCACGCUUAAUGAUGAAUGCUCCCUCUAAAGAAGGGGAGCUUCCAGCUGCCGACAGCUGUGCGAUUAUGGAGGGAGAGGAUGCAGAAGAUGAGCUAAUCUUCAACAACAACCGUUCUCUGUUACAGAAGUUCAUGUCUUUCUCAGGAAAGAGAUCAUCAGAUGGAUUUGAUUCAGUACCUCUAAAGUCAUCAGGAGGCCUUGACAUGGAUAUGUAAUUAAACCAAAUGGUUCCAUCAGAUUGUCAAAUGUGUUAUCAGUGUUCAGAAUGUCAACCAGCUUUCAUCAUUAUUAGCCUCAGAGAUUAUCCACACAGGAAAAAUUCCCAAAGAUCAUAAGAUGGACAUGAAACACUUUUAAUAAGAUUUUAGUACCAUAUCAGAGGGAAGGAGAAGUCAAUUAGUUAACUCCCUGAGCACUAAAUUUGCAACCUAAUCUGGGAAAAAUCCGGUUUUGGAACACAUGUUAGUGACUUUGGGAAAAACCAUGUUAUCUCUUUGAGCACUAAAAUGUAGGUGCUCACUGUACCUAAAACAUUUUCAAAUGAUUAAUUACAGGCAGGCACAAUACUAUUAUUUUAAAAGUACUUUUAAGAGCAUCAACUUCUAUCUAACAAAGUAACACUGCUUGCUUAGUAGCAUAACUACUGUAAAACAGACCAUGCAGCCACCCAGGUCUGCCAUAUGGUAGUCCCCCCCCCCUUUGCCACAAUUCCUUCAACUUGGCCACCUGCAAAAAUUAGCGAGAGGACAACCAAGUUACGGGGGGGGGGGUGGUUGGGUGGCCCCAGGGGCUGCUUGAAGUUGCACUCUGGGACUCCACUGGAGAAUUUUGCAAGGGUACCUGGUGACUUCAAGUUAUGCCACUGACAUUGACCAUACACUAUACAAGUAAGAAGGUAUGACAACAUUCAUCCAUCAGUGGAGCACAAUAUUCUCUUAAACUGCCAAUCAGUCCAUACAGAUGAAUAUUUUGCCGUUUUAAAUGUCAUGGACCACCUUCUUUGUUGCUUAUAUUUAUAUGUUUGAAGAUGGUGUACACUUGUUGCAUCUCAGUUUCGUUUUGUUCUACAGAGUUCAAGUGUUUUAAUGCCAUAAAUAAAAAGCCAUUUUUUUAAAUAAAA
Xenopus laevis (African clawed frog) is the source of this 3955-nucleotide messenger RNA. It is a transcript of the gene elapor1.L, whose product is annotated as endosome-lysosome associated apoptosis and autophagy regulator 1 L homeolog. Gene Ontology annotation, cellular component: lysosome; trans-Golgi network; membrane. The record is from RefSeq and is a predicted model, not a curated record. Bases 81 to 3050 code for a protein of 989 amino acids. Gene Ontology annotation, biological process: positive regulation of vacuole organization; autophagosome assembly. The transcript has 22 exons. Lineage: Eukaryota; Metazoa; Chordata; Amphibia; Anura; Pipidae.